ACUUGGGAGCCGACGAUUAAACAUUUAAUUGAGCUUAGUGAUAACCCCAGGACUGGCAUUCAUGUAGACGAGAUAUGGUCGUUUGAGGCCGUUAAUCACGGAGACAGCGCGCUCAUCAACGAGGGGAAACUUGGAGAUGUGUUUGAUUGGAUGGAUAAUGCUCGCGACAUCCUUUCGUUUGUUGAGAAUUACAUACCAGAUGGCCCUUUUGUCCCGACAACAACUCCUCUCCCAACACAUCUUCCUCGUGUGAGCCCAGAUGUGGCAGCAGAGCGACGGAAACAGGGGUUCAAGCAUCGGAACCUCGUAGGGAUAGGUCAUUCACUGGGGGGUUGCAGCAUUGCUAACGCAGCUUCUGCAAAUUCGAAUCUCUUCCAUUCCCUCACCCUUGUUGACCCAAUCAUCUACUUCCAACCCUCAGAAUGGACUACACGAUUCGCAGUGUCAGCGUUGACGCGAAGACAGCGUUGGGACUCAAGGAAAGGCGAAGCAUUGUUGCUUUUCAAGAAAUCACCUUUCUUUGGAGCAUGGAAGCCAGAGGUCUUAGAAUUAUAUGUCAAGUAUGCAUUGGCCGAUAUCCCACGCGAGAAAGGGGGUGGAGUGAAGCUGAAGAUGAGCGGAUUUAGCGAAGCAUCCGUGUUCGUGGAGCAAUUUUUCCCUCUCGAGACAGCUCAACAGCUAGAAACAUUGGAUAGUAUGGUUAAGUUGAGAUGGAUUGUCGCGGGGAAGGACGUUGAUCUUGAAAAAGCAGCGCUCGUACAAGAGAUGGUGUGGAGGAGAAUAGAGAACAGUGCGAAUGUACUCAUCGAAGGGGCUGGCCACUUGGUGAGCACAGUACACUACAUGAUGGACUCCUGCUCGAACCUAAGUUUUGGCCUCACCAGAUCGCUCAGGAGGCGCCGUAUGAGCUUGGUUCGUUUAUUAGUAAACUCGAAGAUAUGGUUGUGA
Molecule: messenger RNA, 948 nt
Organism: Cantharellus anzutake
Lineage: Eukaryota; Fungi; Basidiomycota; Agaricomycetes; Cantharellales; Hydnaceae
Product: Alpha/beta hydrolase fold-1
Exons: 6
Source: RefSeq, a predicted model, not a curated record